Messenger RNA from Chanos chanos (milkfish), 2398 nucleotides. It is a transcript of the gene prox3, whose product is annotated as prospero homeobox 3. Gene Ontology annotation, cellular component: nucleus. Lineage: Eukaryota; Metazoa; Chordata; Actinopteri; Gonorynchiformes; Chanidae. The transcript has 5 exons. Gene Ontology annotation, molecular function: DNA-binding transcription factor activity, RNA polymerase II-specific; RNA polymerase II cis-regulatory region sequence-specific DNA binding. Gene Ontology annotation, biological process: regulation of transcription by RNA polymerase II. Bases 165 to 2219 code for a protein of 684 amino acids. The record is from RefSeq and is a predicted model, not a curated record.
GAGGAAUUGCAAUAACAGGAAACUCGGCAGCGUUUUCCGCGUUGAUGCUCUCGAUGACCACCGGGAACAACUGACGGACACGCAGUCGGGGAAAAAAAAAAUCACGGUUAAACUCACGGACAGGAGUCGUUGUCAGAAACCAAAAUCUGAGGUGUUAAGGGGCAAUGGAUUCACCCUCAGAUCUAUUUCGCCAGCAACCAUCUCAAAUGUGCCCCUUUGGCCUGUAUGCCAGCCCUCGUGGCAGUACCCCCACUGCCCCGCUCUACCCUGGAGGCAGCCCACCCAACUACCCUCUCAUUUCCCCUCUACUGCAUUCCAACAGUGCCUCCCAGAGGUGGGGAGGCUACCAGCACCGACAGAGCUUUUUCCCAGGACCUCCACUUAACAACAAGAUGGAUGAGGGGGUUGAUGAGGAAGUGGAGGAUAUGUUUGGAGCGAGGGAGCUUGGGAGAGGCGUCAACACAAUGUCACAGCUCAUUCCUGGAUGCACUAGAAAAGUGUCAGACCCCGAGCCCUGGAACCAGGAUGUAAGGAGGGAGAAACGACUAAGGAUGGACAAUGGAAUCAGAGGUGAAGGAGAGAUGGAUCGGGAGAGGGAGGGAGCGAGGAGAGAUCUGCCUCGGUCGGCAAGGGAGGAGAAAAGGAUGGAGGAGGAGGAGGAAGAGAGAAAGAGGAAAGGAAGAAGGGAGGGGAGGCAACGACAACGGCAAGAGUUGAAGCUUCAGCUGGAGGAAACUCGUGGAAGACUCCUGGAGCUCCAGAGAAAAGUAUGGAGAGUUUACGGAGAGCAGCAGACGGAGGAGGAGCAGAAAGGAGGUGAAGAGCGAGGAAGAAUAAAUAUGGAGGAGGUGGCGGAGAUAUUCUCAGACGAAGAGAGAGAUGAUCCAGUCGUCUGCUCCGGGGAAUCUCGUCACCUCAGAGCUUCUAGCAGAGGUGAAGACAGAGACAGAAACGGGUCUGAGAUUUUUCCGGACGGUACGUUGGAUGAGGAUCCAGAGUUGGAUGGUGGAGAAGUGUGGUUUGGGUGUAGUUUGGUUCGAGGAGAAUGGGAAAGCCCCGCUGGGGGUCAAAAGUUUGCGCAAGCCCUUAAAAAGGAACUGGCCAACGCUGUGGCACGGGUCAUUGACAGGGUCGUCCGCCUUUACGCAGAAACCGACCCCUCACCUCCCAAAGUUCUCCUUCAUGAGACUCCUUCGAGGAGGACGUUCGUUUCGAACCCAGAUGACAAGCAGAGACCAAGUAGAGCAGCCUCCCAUGUGGAGCAGGAGGAGAUGGAGGCAUUACCUCUAGUUGCAAAAAGACCUCAGGAGAAGAGGACUCCCCUCCCUCAGGGCGUACAGAGGAACCCACUCCUACCGCAACCCAAUCCAACCCUUCCGCCCCUGCCUCAGGCUCCAGUCCCUGCUCUACUACCCACCCGAAACAAAGACCCCUUCCUGCCUUCCUACCCUCCUAAGCCACCCCCUUUUCCUCUACCAUUGCUCCACUACACCAUGCAGCACCUGUUUGCCCGAUCCCUCUCCAACCUGCCCCUGCACAAGGACUGCCUCUCCUCCGAACCCUUCCUGGAUUUCCGCUCUCAUGCUCCUUCUUUCCCGCCUCUCCCGCUCCUGAGCCAGCUAGACCCUCCUCUCUCAGACCGAGGUAGAGAUGGAGGGAUUAGAGGAGGAGGAGGAGGAGCAGAUGGGGGAGAUUCAACCCUUUACCUUGGCGCUGGGUCGUCUCAGGAGGGUUUAUCCCCAUGUCAUCUGAAGAAAGCUAAGCUCAUGUUCUUCUACACUCGCUAUCCCAGCUCCAACACUCUCAAGACUUACUUCCCUGAUGUAAAGUUCAAUCGUUGUGUCACCUCUCAGCUCAUCAAGUGGUUCAGUAAUUUUAGGGAGUUCUUCUAUAUCCAGAUGGAGCGCUUUGCCCGGCAGGCAGCCAGGGAAGGCCUUCCUGCAGCCAGGGAUGGAGCACUGCGGCUUGGCAGGGAUUCAGAACUGUACCGCAUCCUUAACAUGCACUAUAACAAGAGCAAUGAUUACCAGGUUCCUGACAGGUUUCUGGAAGUGUCCGAGCUUGCCCUGAGGGAGUUUUUCUCUGCCAUCCAGAGUGGCCGUGAUGCUGACCCCUGCUGGAAGAAAUCCAUCUACAAGAUCAUCUGUAAACUGGACAGUCCAGUGCCUGACAGCUUCCGUUUACCAGGCUGUCCUUUAGACGCACACCGCAUGGCCUAAGGAACAACACACACACAUGCAUAGAUGCAUACAAGCACAGACCCUGUAUGGCAUAGUGAACAAAGUGUACACAAACACACACACACACACACACACACUCUCGGUAGGUUCUGAGGAACAAAGAACAGAUGUAUGCACGUGCGCGCACACACACAUGCACACACACACACACACACACA